Molecule: messenger RNA, 854 nt
Organism: Corylus avellana
Lineage: Eukaryota; Viridiplantae; Streptophyta; Magnoliopsida; Fagales; Betulaceae
Product: SKP1-like protein 1B
Biological process (GO): ubiquitin-dependent protein catabolic process
Source: RefSeq, a predicted model, not a curated record
GAGCCCAGGCCCCCAAACGUCUCAAUUUCGAUUUUUCGCUUAGCAAAAGGAAGAGUCCAGAAAGGCAAGCGCUCGGCUUCUAGGGUUAUUUUUUCCCCAUUUGCGCUUCUGUUUGUUCUUUCUUUUGCAGGAACGCUCCGAACGAAACGCCGUCUUUGCUAGAUCACCAUGUCGUCGUCGAAGAAGAUCACCCUGAAGAGCUCCGACGGCGAGGCCUUCGAGGUCGACGAGGCCGUGGCGCUCGAGUCUCAGACAAUCAAGCACAUGAUUGAGGACGAUUGCGCUGACAACGGAAUCCCUCUCCCGAACGUGACGAGCAAGAUCUUGGCCAAGGUCAUCGAAUACUGCAAGAAGCACGUUGAGGCGGCGAACCCCGAGGAACGCACAUCAGACGAAGAUCUCAAGGCCUGGGAUGCGGAGUUUGUCAAGGUUGACCAGGCAACUCUAUUCGAUCUCAUUCUGGCUGCGAACUAUUUGAACAUCAAGAGCCUUCUGGAUCUGACAUGCCAGACUGUAGCAGACAUGAUCAAGGGGAAGACGCCGGAGGAGAUCCGCAAGACCUUUAACAUCAAGAAUGACUUCACCCCUGAAGAAGAGGAAGAGGUUCGUCGGGAGAACCAGUGGGCAUUUGAAUGAUGUAUUGGGCGAUAAUGGAGGUUGAAUGUGGUUUAUGUGGUAUAUUUUGUGGGUUUAUAUUAGGCAUAGUUAUUCUAAUGUUAUCAUUCUCUGUUUCAAGCACAUUCUCUUUCUCAAAAAGUUUGAGCUCUUUGAAUGUAAAUAAUAUUUGGAUUCUGAUGGGGGCACAGGUGUUGCUCCUUCUAUCAUUUCAACGCCUUCAAUCCUUUCUUUCUUUC